This is a messenger RNA of Odocoileus virginianus texanus, 2895 nucleotides long. NCBI's taxonomy places the organism in Eukaryota, Metazoa, Chordata, Mammalia, Artiodactyla, Cervidae. The record is from RefSeq and is a predicted model, not a curated record.
GAUUUUGCGCAAGUGUAUGCAGCCCAAAGAUUUUAUUCCCAAGACACCAGAAAAUGAUAAAAGGCUUCAAAAGAAAUUUGAGAAAAUGGCUAAAGAGCUGCAGCAGCAGAAAACCACUCUGGGUACCAAUGUUCCUGUCCUCUUAUUUGAAUCUAAUGGCUCGUUGGUAUACAGCCCGACCGGUAAGGUCUACAGGGGCCACCACAGUGCAAUGAAGAAGAGGCUGCAGGAGAUGAAGGAGAAACGGGAAAACCUUUCCCCCACCUCCUCCCAGAUGAUUGAACAGCCUGAUGAUAACACUGUGAACUCUCUGUGUGAAGCAUCUUUGAACCUUUCACAUGAUACUUUGUGUUCAGAUAACUCUUCUGCCGGUGGUCUGCCCAUGUCUGCUGACGAUCCUUGUGGAGGCUCUGCAAGUGGGACCCGGGAGAGAAAACGGGGCGAGUUCAUCACUGAGAGGGAAAGUGAUCUGUGCGCUGCGUCGCCGGUGUUGCAGACAGGCCGUGGCAGCCCCUCAGCAGCUCCCCGUCCCCUGGGUCUCUGGACUCCUCCCAGAUCCACCAGCAGUCCUCCCAAGGCAGAGACCCCCCAGCAGAGCAGGGCUGCAGGUGGGGUUGUCACCCCCGUCUCGAAGCCAUCGCGGCCGGCGGCCCAGGGGCUGUCUGACGGGAAGAGGCGUUUGUCUCCUGUGUCCUCUGCUACGAAAGGCCGCCCCGAGGGCCGUGCACAAGCCCUGGGCUCCUCCGUCAAGAGAAGGAAGACCCCGGAGAACUGGCCAGCCUCAGAGGAGGGGCGGAAGAGGAGGCGGUCCCUCCGGCAGCGCCCUGUAGCCUGCCUGCGGCUAUGGGAGGAGAGCGGCCUGUGCUCUGUGCGGAGGCCCGCUGUCAAGAGUCUGGCCCUCGAGGAGUCCUCGUACGAUGAUUACUUUUCUCCUGACAAUCUCAAGGAGAGGGUCUCGGAGGGGCUUCUUGGGGAGCAGCUGCCCUCCAGCCCCCCUCCGCUCCGAGGCCAGAGGAGCCUUUCCAAGACCGAGAGGACCAGCCUCCUGGACAGGGCUGACCUCUCCCUCAUCGGCAGAGGCCCCAGACCCGCCGUCGGCACCUGCUCCACGGCGAAUCCCGGCCCCUGCCUGGAGAGGCCUGCGCUCUCCGGGGCAGACGCGGGGCUGGGCGGCGGGACCUCGGGGGGCAUGCCUGCUGCUGACGGGACCCCCGGGCCCUGUGCCCAGGCCGAGGCCCAGGGUGGGGGCGAUGCCCGCCCCGCUGGGGGUGACGUUCUGCACGCCCCCAGCGGACUCGUCCCCCGGACGGGACCACAGGGAGACCCCAGCCCUCUGAAAGGAAGCAGGGAGGAGAGGAAAGAAUGCACUGACACCCAGAGCAUGCAGAAAGAAGGCCCUUCUCUCGAAACGACGGAGUCUGCUGAAGCGCACAGUGAGGGUGAACUGAACUCUGUAGGUGACUGUGCUGAGGAAGGAUCCACGGAGAGGAAAGCGCCAGCCCAAGGAAGUAGAGAAAGUACGUGAGCCUCCUUUUACAGGUCUCUGUGCUCUGAGAAUGUGCAACAGGGCGUCCGUCAGCCACACCUAACACAGCUUUUUCAUAAGCAAAAUAUUUCUUUUUUCCCUUUUUAAAAAAACUUUGAAGAACGUAUAUUUGAUAUUUACAAUGGUAAAUUCAUUAUUCCUGAGGAAUAGACAGCCUACUGCCCUAAGGAGGUUCUAGGUUCCUUGCUUAAGCCUGUUGUUAUGAAUACAUUUCUCUAAGUCCUAUAGGUGCUGUCUUUUGUGAAGAAUGGCCUAGAGAGGGUGUUUGUCCUGGUUUCACUGUAGCCUCUCACUGCAGCAUCACUGAACAAAGAUGCACACUAGUGGAGAGCUUUUAAAAUGAUCUGUUUAUAACAGGGAGGCUGUUUACUUUAAAAGGGAAAUUAAGGCAGUGUAAAUCAUGCAUCUGUUUAUAACAGUGAAGCUGUUUAUUUUAGAAGGGAAAUUAUGGCAGUGUAAAUCAUGCAUUUUGUCAAGAAAAGACAAAAGCAUAAAUGUGAAAGUAAGUUAUCAAUAUUUAUUUUUGAAAAAACUAUCUGGUGUUAGUUCUGAAGAAAUAUUUUUUUAAAAUACUUUAAGCAAGUAGUUCAUUGUAAUAGACCUUUUUAGACUUCUUUUUAUUUGCUUUAAGUGUAUAAUUUAAAUAGAUUUAUUCCUAUCUAAUUAAAACCAUGGUAGCAGAUUAUGUCAUUAUAGCAAAAGUAACAACAGUAGAAAACCUUUUUGACUUUCUGAUUAUAUGCACAAAUAGGUUUCAGCAGUCAAAAGUGAAAAAUCAUGAACUUAAAUCAUCUCCACCUAAAGAUUGGGUUAAAAUUUCAGUGAGGCCAAGUUUAUUCUUCAUUAUUUUGUUAAAUCCUGAUAUCAUCUUAACCUUCAUCUUUUUUUUUUUCGCCCGUCUUAACCUUUUUAAAAUGGAGAAGUCAUAGGGAUUGAAAUGGACAUAGUUGUAUUGCGUAAUUUUCCCUUGGGUUUAGACUCCUCAGAAUUAUCUCAGAGAAUUUAGUCUGUGUAUUAUUAACGUGUUUAUAUCUGAGCUUUCUCAUCUAUAUAAAACUUUAUUAAAUAUUUAUAAAAUACAUAAAAUUUGAUAACCUUUAAAAAAAAAAAACGGCCUAUAUUGAGCAUUAUCUUUUUGGGAAAUUCCAUCUUUGAGAAUAUACCAGGCACUGUUCUAGUUCUGCCAUCCUCUUCAGCGCGGGGCAGUGAGUUGUGUUACCUGGUACCAUAUAGAGUGACUCAUUUACCCAUCCUCCCUUGGGGCAUGAAGGAUGAACAAUCCAUGCAUCUCUCUGCCUCAGGUGUUCUGAAUCCUUGUACAGGAGUAAGCCAGACAUCUUCCUUCAGGC